This is a messenger RNA of Penicillium lagena, 594 nucleotides long. Its product is annotated as putative cysteine dioxygenase Cdo1. The transcript has 4 exons. NCBI's taxonomy places the organism in Eukaryota, Fungi, Ascomycota, Eurotiomycetes, Eurotiales, Aspergillaceae. Bases 1 to 594 code for a protein of 197 amino acids. Gene Ontology annotation, molecular function: cysteine dioxygenase activity; ferrous iron binding. The record is from RefSeq and is a predicted model, not a curated record. Gene Ontology annotation, biological process: L-cysteine catabolic process.
AUGCCAUUCAUCGACAGCAAUCCCAGCUCACCAUCUGGCGCCACCAAAGACGGUGAUUUUUUCGAGAAGCUGGUGCGAGAUCUCAGCGCCGCACUGGGUCCAAGUUCGGGGCUCGACUCGGACGAUGUCGACCCGGUGGACAUCCAAAAGUUGAUGGAUGGAUAUGUCUCCAACGAGGAGGAAUGGGGCUCAUAUGCUUUGGGUGAUAUCAGCCGGACGUACACGCGAAACUUGAUUGACGAGGGGAAUGGCAAGAGCAAUGUGAUUCUCAAGGGCAAGCUCCAAGAAACCCUCUACUCGUGGCCAGACAAGGAGAAGAUCGAGCACGGACAGAUCUCACCGCCACAGAUCACGAAAGAGACCAUCUAUGGCGAGAACCAGGUUACCUACAUGUCCGAUAAGCUUGGUCUCCACCGGAUCUCCAAUCCUGAUCCGGAUAAUUUUGCCAUCUCAUUGCACCUGUAUACUCCUCCAAACGCCGCACUUCACGGCUUUUGUCUCUACAAUGAAAAGACCGGCAAAGCAAAGCACAUCAAGCAGAAUAGAUUCUACUCUUUCCGUGGUCUACGCUACAAGGAUGUAGAGGAAUCAUAG